AUGCCCAUCAAUGAGCCGGGCGGGAGGAGGGGCGUCGGAAGGAGAGUUCAGGUCACUAGUGACAACAGGCUUGAGUUGGGACACAUGGAAUGUGGGAUAGAUCUAAAGGGCAGGAGGCAGUUUCAGACGGACAACGGACUGAUUGAUGAUCCUGUCGACUUCGUAGGGAUCGAUAUAGCAAGCCAGCUUCUUGGAUGGGACGUUAAGUGGAAUGUCCUUGGCCAGCAACCACACCUUCUGGCCUGGAAUGAAAGCAGGAGCCGGCACCCUAUGGCUGCCAUCCUCCGAUUCCUUUCACAAGUACGCAGGAGCGCAGCACGUUUCUCUCUCCAAACCCUUGUUGUACUGGACCAAGGGAACCGAAAUCGCCACCUCCUGGACUGGGAAAAAGAGGAGGUUGAUAACCCAGGGACGACUCGAAUGAAGAUUUACCUGUGGCAGAACAGUCACAAUGAGCGAAAGGUGACCUGCAAGCAUCCGGUGUCAGGCGUCCCCUCCCAAGACAACUGCAUCUUUGUCGUAAAUGAACAUGUGACUUGUGGAAAACUUUUUCACCCUGACAAGCCCACAGAGGCUCUCAGCAGGCCGGCUCCCAAGGCUUCGUCAGAACAGGGCAGUACCAGUGACAAGAAAGAACGUCCAAUGAGCACCAUGAGCGAGGCAUCAAACUACACGGGAGGCUCAGACUACAGCACUUUCCCUGGCAGCCCGGCCACUACUGUCACUACUGCCACCACCACCUCCACCUCAUCCACACGGCCCUCUAGGUCUUCCAAAAAAGUUCACAACUUUGGAAAGAGGUCCAACUCCAUCAAGAGGAACCCUAAUGCCCCGGUGGUGAAGAGCAGCUGGCUUUACAAACAGGACAGCACAGGCAUGAAGCUGUGGAAGAAGAGAUGGUUCGUUCUCUCUGACAUGUGUCUCUUCUACUACCGCGAUGAAAAAGAGGAUAACAUCCUGGGAAGUAUCCUGCUGCCAAGCUUUCACAUCUCCAUGUUGUCUGUGGAUGACCACAUCAGCAGGAAAUAUGCCUUCAAGGCCACGCACCCCAACAUGCGGACAUAUUAUUUCUGCACUGACACCGCCAAAGAGAUGGAGUCGUGGAUGAAAGUGAUGACAGAUGCUGCCCUCGUCCACACUGAACCAGUCAGAAGACUGGACAAGUUGAAAGUAGAUCAGCGGACUCCUCAGGAGCUGAACAACUUGCUGAACCACCGAGUCCUAACCCGGCCCGAGAUCCAGAACAACGAACGCAACCGUGAGCCCUUGCGACAACACUCCCUGUCUCGAGUGGACGACAAACGGCGAAUAGACCUGGAGAAACACAACUGCCAGCGAGAGCGUGAGUACUACACCUUACAGAGAGACGGGGAGAAGUACUCGCUGAAGAAAGAUGGCAUCAGCUACAUGCUUCAGAAGGAUGGAGAGAAGUACCUCCUCCACAAGGAUGGAGAGAAGUACAUGCUGCAAAAAGACGAGGAGAAACCCUCGCUGCAGAAAGACGAAAGUAUGUACACAAUUCACAGGGAUCUGGAGAAGUAUGCCGUUCAGAAAGUGGAGGAAAAAUGCACUGUGACGCCAACAGAGGAGAAAUAUGCUCCGUCUAAAGAUGGAGAAAAGUACCUGCUCACAAAGGACGGAGAAAAAUAUGCACUGCAGAAAGUAGGAGACAGGCACACACUUCAGAAAGAUGGACAGACAUACGUUCCACAGAAGGAGGUAAAGAGACAGCUGUCCCUAAAGGAGACAGAGAGGUACGGCACAAUAAGGGAGGCGGACAGUAAAUAUGGUACCAUCCAGGUUGUGGACAAAUAUGGCACGCUGAAGGAAGUGAGGAAAUACAGUACGCUACGAGAGGGGGAUAAAUACGCUACUCUCAGAGACGCAGGGAAGUAUGCCACAGUCCGAAGCGGGGACAAAUAUGGUCUCCAGAGGGAUCCGAGUGCAGAGAGGUCUCUUACUAAAAUAAGCAGCAUCAAGCUGCAACCGGCUCAGGCUGCCGCCAUCGCAGCCGCAGUGUCUGCAUCUCGCCAGGGCCAGGCCAACCUUACUGUCCAAAACACUGCACAAGUCAAUGGCUCGGGGUCCACAGCGGGGGAGCAGACAGGAGACUACAGCCCUGCAGAGGUGGACAGCAGCCUGGCCAUGGCUCCGGGAAAAACUCCUGCUCCGGUCCAGGAGACAGAGAGAGGCCUGUCCAGGACCAACUCCAUGCAGCAGCUGGAACACUGGGUCCGCACACACCGGACCAGAGGACUGGAUGAUGACACCAGAAGUGUCACGUCCUAUCAGACCUUACCCAGGAACAUGCCCAGCCACCGUGCUCAGAUCGUGCCCCGCUACCCAGAGGGCUACCGCACAAUGCCCCGCAACAGCAUGAUGAGGCCCGACAGCAUCUGCAGUGUGGCGGGCUCUGUGUACGACCGCGCCCUCCGCCCCGCCUCCACUUCCACCAUCAGCACGGCUGAGAAGAGACGGUCGAUGAGGGAUGACACUAUGUGGCAGCUGUACGAGUGGCAGCAGAGACAGGCCUUCUCCAGGCAGAGUCUGGCUCAGCCAACAGCUGUGAGUCACUAUGGCACCCUGCCCAGCACCAAGACCAUGGGGAACAUUUCUGAACACACUGUGGCACACUCCAUCCCCACCUCACCGUCUCACGGCUCCCUGGCUCUCUACAGCACCUUCUCCCCUCCUCGCCAGCAGGUCGCUCACAACCCGAGCAGCACCCACUCCGAGGUGUCCUCACCCGUCUUCAGAGGGGACGUGACGCUGGACCACCGGCACAGGCCACACCUCCCCAAGUACGGCUAUCCAUCUGACCGACGAUCUAUCGCAGCUGGUGUCCCUCCUCCGAACAUUACUGCACAGUCGUUGCAAGGCAAGACGCCCGAGGAGCUGACCCUGCUCCUGAUCAAGCUCCGCCGGCAGCAGGCGGAGCUCAACAGCCUGCGGGAACACACAGUAGCUCAGCUAAUGGCCCUGGGUUUGGAGGGGCCCAACGCUAAGACUGAUGUUCUUUCUCAUCACCUUCAGAGGAACCUUAUUUACCUAGAGAGCCAGACGAAGGAAAAUGAGCCUCUAAUCUUCAUGAUUCACACUAUGAUCGAGAACUCGGCACCAAGGCCGCAACUCUAUCAGCAAAUCAGUCCAGACGACUACAAAGACAGCUCCUUCAUCCAGCGCACAGAGGAGCCGGACAUAGAUACCAAGCUGAGCAGACUGUGUGAGCAGGACAAAGCAGUGAGGAUGCAGGAGGAUAAACUGCAGCAGCUACACAGAGAGAAGCACACUCUGGAGACAGCCCUGCUGUCUGCCAGUCAGGAGUUGAGUGAACAGAGCGGUUCCAACCCUGCAGCCACACAGAGCCUGGUCCAGCAGAGAGACGUGUUGCAGAACGGCCUGCUCAGCACCUGCAGAGAGCUGUCCAGAGUCAACAGCGAGUUGGAGCGUUCCUGGAGGGAGUACGACAGGUUGGGGGCAGAUGUCACUCUGGCCAAGUCCAACUUGCUGGAGCAGCUGGAGGCAUUGGGUAGCCCACAGACAGAGCCUCCAAGCCAGCGGCACAUCCAGAUCCAGAAGGAGCUGUGGAGGAUCCAGGACGUGAUGGAGGCUCUGGCCAAAAACAAACCACAGCGGAGCAUAGACAGCACAGGGUUACCUGGUUCCAAACCGCUCUCCAGCCUACAGAAGAAUGAGCAAGCUCCAGACUACCGGCUGUAUAAGAGCGAGCCUGAGCUGACCACGGUAAAGGAAGAAGUAGACGAGGCCAACACCGAGGACAAGGACAAGACGGAGACCUCAAAUGAGAGUAAGGACACUGCAGCUUCAAAAGUGCCCCCCUACCCAGUGGGCAUCAUUCCUCCUCGGACCAAAUCUCCCAUGAGCCCUCCAGAGUCCUCCACCAUCGCCUCCUAUGUCACCCUGAGGAAGACCAAGAAGUCUGAAUCCAGAUCAGAGCGUCCGAGGAGUGCCGUGGAUCAGACGGGAUUUGGGGAACGAGAGCUGGGCAGAACGAGGAUGAGUGUGGAGGAGCAGCUGGAGAGGAUGAGAAGAAACCAGGAGGCCUCGUCGCUCCGAGAGAAGAAGAGAGAAACCCCAUCCCGCUCACCCUCCUUCAGCAAAGACAACCCUUUUGUUAUUCAGCAGAGUCGGAUCCAUGCGGAGGGGGCCUGUGCAGACCCUGUGGAGCUGGAGGCAGCUCUGCAGCAGCUGAAGGUGUCUCAUAUGGAGCAGAGUAGGACAGCUGCUGAGGCUGCAGCAAAGGACCUGCAGAGAGCAGAGGAGGUGAAGGAUGACAAGUGUGAGGAGGUGCAGGGGGACAAGGACGUGACCCUGCCAAGUGUCAACAAGCUACAGACGGAGACCAACAGGACAGACAAUGAGCUGUGUGAAAGCCAGAGGGUGGUGAUUCUUGACCUGGGCACAGAGCCACAGCAUGUGGAGAUUGUAAACCUGCAGCCAUUUGAGGAUGACGAAAGCAGAGAGCAAGAUCUGACCAGCUCGCCAACAAACACCACCACUGAAAACAGCUUCCAGACUCCUGAGCCGGAGACGCCGAGCCCGGAGCCGAGGGAGGAGGAAGCAGAUGUGAUGCAACAAACCACCAGAGAGGAGAAGCUGGAGAAGAGACUGGACUCUUCCAACCAGCUGACAUCAGACGACAAGAAACACAAUAACAACAACAACAACAUGUUGGCUUACGUUCACCUUGGUGAGAAGCGACACGUGAGCUACGCCAGCCUCAACAUCCACACUGGCAUCCUGUAAAGCCCAAAUGUAGCUUGCCUGCGUAGAGCAUGCUCCACGGCUUCCUGCGUUUACAACGGGACUACUUUGAUACUACUGUUCCAUGCCCACAAGGAGACUGAGAGCGAGAGGAUGACAGCCCCGCUAACUGACUGACAUCACAGACGGGACGCUGUCACAUCCACACAGACAGAGAGGCAGAUAUACUGUAUCUUUAGCACCUGUUAAAUCUGUCCAUACUGGCGUGUCCCUGAACAAAACACAUUCUAUGGAGUCCGAUUGUCUCAAAACUUUUGUGCAUAACAGUAAGAUUGUGAAAUGGUGAUUACUCAAACAACCUGACUUACAUGAUAGUCAUCACUUCACUCCUGACAGUGUUUGUUGUAUAGAAAGGCUGAACGUCUUUUAAAAAACAAUUGUUUUUAGAGUUUUAUCUGUUGAUUCAGUUUUAAAUUGGGUAGGCCUCUUGAACACUAUUUUAACACUAACUCAAAUGAACACCUGGUGGCAGCCCAGUACAACCACAGACACAAGCAGCCAAGACGGACUAUGUCUCCACAGACUGGAUUAACAACAGCAUGUUAGCAAAGCAGCCGCUUCAAUACUCACUCUGCUUCUACUCAGCAUGCACUCAGGCACAGUACUGAGGGUAGGUCAUCCUUGUUUUGCAGCAAUCAAAGCCCAACACAUAGUUACUGUAAUUAUAAACAGGCUGUGAAAAUAUGCUUCAAAUCACGGCUCUACACGUGUAACAUGUGGACAGUGGUUCUCAUUUAUCAAUCUAACCUACAAAUCAGCACAAAUUCAAACAGAGAAAUCAUCCUAUGAUAGAGUUUGCGUGUGAUUCAUGAAACAUUCUAAUGAUGCAUAGGAAUGAGUUGCUGUUGAUAAGCAUGGCUGCUGGAAACAAUCAUUGAAAUAUCUCAGUCUGAUAUAUUCUGGGUUUAGAGGCUUCCCCUCGAGACAUGGAGAGGCGUAAUAUCGCCAGGAGGAGAAACAUCUUCCAGCUAGAGAGAGAAAUACUGCUGUCCCUGGUCCAGUUUAACCAACUGGCUCUGUUGGAAAAACACAGUCUGGAAAGAAAUCACUGCCACAGUCUAUGGUGUUGCAGUGGACAAUCUAACUCCAGCUGAGGCAGGGAUAAUUAAUUUAUACAUUCAUGAUAUGUACCGACCUAUGGGCUACAUAUAAUAAUAGCAUCCACCUUUACAUUAUAAAAUACUGAUACUAUGAUAGUAUUCAUAUAAAAGCUUAUAUGUGACCCAGGACAAUGAGCCAGCUAGCAAUUUGUGGUUCCAAAAUUGUUCUGAGAAUGGUACAAUGCAACCAAUGCAAUGUUGUAGAAAUGUUUUCAGCAGCAAGUUUCCUUUUAGUUCCCAGAAUGUUAUUCUUAAAGUGCCAUUCCCUAUAAACAACAAAAAAAUCUUGAUUUUUUUUCACAUUAUAUUUUUAUUUUUUAAAAAAUGGUUUGUAAUC
Plectropomus leopardus (leopard coralgrouper) is the source of this 6222-nucleotide messenger RNA. Lineage: Eukaryota; Metazoa; Chordata; Actinopteri; Perciformes; Serranidae. The record is from RefSeq and is a predicted model, not a curated record.